AUGGAGACUUCGUUCACAUCGCCAGAGCGCAGCCCUCAGAUUCACCUGCAUCAACGUCUGCGCCACACCUGGCUAUCGAUGCUGGACAUCGUUCAUCCUAACGACAUCGCCGAUGGCCUUCGUCAGACGUUUGCACGGGUCCGAAAUGCUUCGACCCAGGCUGGCGCCAACGCUUCGCAGUCGUUCGUGACCUCGCGAACCUCGGCCAUCGCCGCCACCGCUGCCGCUGCCGGUUCGGUCGCAUGGUACAACCACCUCUAUGGCACGCUUCCCUUCUUGGACACCGCCAGCGCCAACAUGGCCGAUGAGGGUCUCCACCCACCCAAGUACCCCUGGUCGCACUCGGGUGCCUUUGACACCUUCGACCACGCCUCGAUCCGACGUGGAUACCAGGUGUACCGCGAGGUGUGCUCGUCGUGCCACUCUCUCGACCGCAUCGCUUGGCGCAACCUCGUCGGACAGUCGCACACUGUCGAUGAGGUCAAGGCCAUGUCGGAGGAGGUCGAGUACGAGGACGGUCCGGAUGACGAGGGUGCAAUGUUCCAGCGUCCCGGUAAGCUCGCCGACUACAUGCCCCGACCUUACGCCAAUGACGAGGCUGCCCGAGCUGCCAACGCCGGUGCGCUGCCCCCCGAUCUCAGCUUGAUGGUCAAGGCACGUCACGGCGGUGCCGACUACAUCUUCGCCCUCCUCACCGGUUACACCGACCCUCCCGCAGGUGUCAAGGUCCAGGACGGUUUGAACUACAACUCGUACUUCCCCGGAACUCAGAUCGCCAUGGCCCGUGUGCUCUACGACGGUUUGGUCGACUACGAAGACGGCACCCCUGCUACCACUUCGCAGAUGGCUAAGGAUGUGGUCACCUUCCUGCACUUCUGCGCCGAGCCGGAGCACGACACGAGGAAGAAGAUGGGCAUGCAGGCUGUGAUCAUCUUGAGCUCGUUGACCGCGUUGUCCAUCUGGGUCAAGAGGUUCAAGUGGGCCGGUGUCAAGAGCAGGAAGCUCACGUACAAUCCUCCUUCCUCGACCCAUUGA
Molecule: messenger RNA, 1035 nt
Organism: Pseudozyma hubeiensis SY62
Lineage: Eukaryota; Fungi; Basidiomycota; Ustilaginomycetes; Ustilaginales; Ustilaginaceae
Exons: 2
Coding region: 1-1035 (344 amino acids)
Biological process (GO): mitochondrial electron transport, ubiquinol to cytochrome c
Molecular function (GO): electron transfer activity; heme binding
Source: RefSeq, a predicted model, not a curated record